This is a messenger RNA of Pogona vitticeps (central bearded dragon), 1925 nucleotides long. NCBI's taxonomy places the organism in Eukaryota, Metazoa, Chordata, Lepidosauria, Squamata, Agamidae. The record is from RefSeq and is a predicted model, not a curated record.
AUGGGGAUUAAAAAAUUUGAGAGCAGCCGUGCGGGUCGUAACGGCCGAGGCCACCCUCCAAAUUGGUUUCUUCAGGUUUCUCGUAGUUCACCCUUCGCCACUCUCUUUUCUUUCUUUCUUUUCCCCCUCGACAGCUCUGGGCCUCAGAAGUGCGGCGCCUGCAUUCAAGAAGGCAUCUACGAAGAAGGCGUUUCGAUCUUGGAAACGGGCUCGGCUUUCCCAGAUAACGCCGCACGGCGGGAAGUGGAGAGUCUCCCGGCCGUUUGCAUUAACGAGGGCUGCGCUUGGAAGGGGACGAUAAAAGAAUAUGAGAGCUGCCACGAGGGGAACUGCCCGUUCAUGCUGGUGGCCUGCCCGGCCUGCCGGGGCAUGGUCCGCCUGAGCGAAAAGGAGCACCAUGCCGAGCGGGAGUGCCCCGAGAGAAGCCUCAGCUGCAAAUACUGCAAGCUCCUUUUCUACUUUCCCGACAUUAAGGCCCAUGACGCGGUGUGCCCCAAAUUCCCCCUCACCUGCGAGGGCUGUGGGAGGAAGAAGAUCCCGAGAGAAAAGUUCCCGGACCACGUCAAAAGCUGCAGCAAAUGUAAAGCGCCCUGCAGGUUCCAGCCGGUCGGCUGCGCUGAGGUGGCGGAAAAUGAGAAGCUCCCUGAACACGAGAGCGCGUGCCUGGCGGAGCACCUCUACAUGCUGCUGAGUUUUGUGCUCAGCCUGGGCUCCGAGACCCACAAGCUGCCGCCCCUGCCGGGCCUCCCGUCCCUGGAGUCCGCCGGCCCGGCUUUGCUGGGGGGUGACCCCUUGCUCUCGGGCUUGGAGUCUUCGGAUUCCCUCGAACUCUUGGGAAGGUGCGAAGCCCUGGAGAGGAAGACCCUCACUUUCGAGAACAUUGUCUGCGUGCUGAACCGGGAGGUGGAGAGGGUCUCUCUCACAGCUGAGGCCUACAGCCGCCAGCAUCAGCUGGAUCAGGAGAAGAUAGAGGCCCUCAGCAGUAAGGUCCGGCAGCUAGAAAGGAGCAUUGCGCUGAAGGACCUGGCCCUUGCCGAGAUGGAGCACACGAUCCAGGAGAUGGAGGCCGCCUCUUACGACGGAGUCUUCAUCUGGAAGAUCAUGGACUUUGCCCGGAAGCGCCAAGAGGCCAUUGCCGGCCGCUCGCCUGCCAUCUUCUCCCCAGCCUUCUACACCAGCAAAUACGGCUACAAGAUGUGCCUCCGGAUCUACCUCAAUGGGGACGGCACUGGGCGCGGCACCCACCUCUCCCUCUUCUUCGUGGUGAUGAGAGGACCCAACGAUGCCCUCCUGCGGUGGCCGUUCAACCAGAAGGUCACGCUGAUGUUGCUAGACCAAAACAACCGGGAGCACGUCAUCGACGCCUUCCGGCCGGACGUCACCUCCUCGUCCUUCCAGCGGCCGGUCGGCGACAUGAACAUCGCCAGCGGCUGCCCGCUGUUCUGCCCCAUUGCCAAGAUGGAGUCCAAGAACUCCUACGUGCAGGACGACACCAUCUUCAUUAAAGCCAUUGUCGACCUCACGGGCCUUUAAGCCUUCCUUGUCUGGGCUGGAUGUCGGAGCGCAGAGCAGCACCCCUGGCCUCUUGGCAGUGUGGCGGAGGGGGGGGGCGACAGGUUCUCUGCGUGCCCCUCCUCCCCGGGGGGACGGGACGCUGCAGGGAAGGAGGAGGGGGCAAGGCGUGCCACCCUGGAAGAAAGGACCUCUUCUGUGGUGUGAGGAAAGGGGCUCUCUCGGUGGACACUUUUUUCUGAGCCUUUGGAAACCCCGGUCACAUUCGUGGGGGGGAAGUGUUUGGGGUGGGGCGGGGAUUUGGUUUGGCUGAUGCAGACUGUGGCGCCCUCCAGGCUGUCCCCAAAGGAGGGGCGGGACGGCCGUUGGGAGGCCGAACGUUGUUUCAAACUAAACAGGACCUCGCUCUCGUC